UAUAUUUUCUGUCCGCAGGAAAGCAGACGACCGAAAGAGGAACUUGCAUCGGGGAGGAAAGUGAGAGAGGAAACUGCAUCGAGGAGGAAAGGGAGAGAGGAACCUGCAUUGGGGAGAAAUAGUUAUCUCGAUCACCGCCCUCUCGAUGGAACCUUCUCCUCUUCCUUCUGCUUCUUCUUCUUCUCUGAAACCGUUCGCGUAUGACACGUGCGGGUACCGAUGUUCCCAGAGUCAGCAGUUGAAGGAGCACAUGCGCACGCACACGGGAGAGAAACCGUACGAGUGCGACAUAUGUGGCUCCGCCUACACCACCUCCAGCGACCUCAAGAAGCACUUUCUCACGCACACGGGCCAGAAACCGCACGCGUGCGACAUAUGUGGCUCCGCCUACGCCACCUCCGGCACCCUCAAGAGGCACUUUCUCACGCACACGGGAGAGAAACCUUACGCGUGCGACGCGUGCGAGUACAGGACGAGCGACCGCGGCACCCUGAAAAAGCACAUGCGAACACACACGGGAGAGAAACCGUACGCGUGCGACGCAUGCGAGUACAGGACGAGCGAGCGCGGCACCCUGAAAAAGCACAUGCGAACGCACACGGGAGAGAAACCGUAUGCGUGCGAUGUAUGUGAGUACAGGUGUUCGCAGCGGGUGAGUCUCCAGAGCCACGCGCGCACGCACACGGGAGAGAAACCGUACGCGUGCGACGCAUGCGAGUAUAGGACGAGCGAGCGCGGCACCCUGAAAAAGCACAUGCGAACGCACACGGGAGAGAAACCGUAUGCGUGCGAUGUAUGUGAGUACAGGAGUUUGCAGCGGGGGAGUCUCCAGACCCACGCGCGCACGCACACGGGAGAGAAACCGUACGCGUGCGACACAUGCGGCUCCGCCUACAACUGCUCCAGCAGCCUCAAGACGCACUUUCUCACGCACACGGGAGAGAAACCUUACGCGUGCGAUGCGUGCGAGUACAGGACGAGCGACCGCGACACCCUGAAAAAGCACAUGCGAACACACACGGAAGAGAAACCGUAUGCGUGCGAUGUAUGUGAGUACAGGUGUUCGCAGCGGGUGAGUCUCCAGACCCACGCGCGCACGCACACGGGAGAGAAACCGUACGCGUGCGACAUAUGCGGUUACACCUGCACCACCUCCAGCGAUCUCAAGAGGCACGCGCGCACGCACACCGGGCAGAAACCGUACACGUGUGACAUCUGCUCUUUCGGGUUCGUAUCCUCGAGCGCGCUCUCGAAACACAAGCGCACGCAGUCGCAUCAAAGAAAAGCCAUGUACAAUCAAUCGUGAGGGAUGUGAUGGACUGGUCUGCGGGUUAAACAGCUAAUUUGUCAGACAUUAAACGUGUGGAUACGGAUGCACUCUCUCCAGUAGACUCGAGAGACGUGCACUCAGGCUUGUAUAAGAGAAGAAAUCCUGAAAGGGGAUGUGCAUGCAAUCAGGGCUGAUGUGACUGACAAUCUACCGAUUAAACAGCUAAUUCGUCAGACAUUAAAGGUGUGGAUAUGGAUGCACUCUCUCCAGUAGACUUCAGUGACGUACAUGCUCAGGCUCAUGCGAGAGAGGAAAUCCCGGAAGCCCCAGAUCUGGAUGUGGGAGGCUGAGUUGGAAGAUGGACUUGUCUUCGAAUAAUCCCUGCACCGGAGGAAUGAGGCGAUUGUUGUUUCGGACACUGGUGUCACGUUUUUUCUGUUUUGACCCACCUACCCGUGCAUUCGUUUUAAAUUGCCUACGUCACGAAUUGUCUUUCGUGUAAAUUUGUAAACAAAAAUGGUUGCAAUUUUUUUACAUGAAAAGGAAGUACUAACGGCACUAAAUGUAUCCUCAAAUUCUUAUCUGAUAGGAUUG
Priapulus caudatus is the source of this 1864-nucleotide messenger RNA. Its product is annotated as zinc finger protein 709-like. NCBI's taxonomy places the organism in Eukaryota, Metazoa, Priapulida, Priapulimorpha, Priapulimorphida, Priapulidae. Gene Ontology annotation, biological process: regulation of transcription by RNA polymerase II. The transcript is spliced from 2 exons. Gene Ontology annotation, molecular function: DNA-binding transcription factor activity; RNA polymerase II cis-regulatory region sequence-specific DNA binding. The coding region runs from base 146 to 1306 and encodes 386 amino acids. The record is from RefSeq and is a predicted model, not a curated record.